Anarrhichthys ocellatus (wolf-eel) is the source of this 1271-nucleotide messenger RNA. It is a transcript of the gene selenoe, whose product is annotated as selenoprotein e. The record is from RefSeq and is a predicted model, not a curated record. The transcript is spliced from 4 exons. Lineage: Eukaryota; Metazoa; Chordata; Actinopteri; Perciformes; Anarhichadidae.
AGAGCGUGGCUGGUUCUUAGUGGCCAUCAACCACCUGCAACUUAACUGUAUGGGAAAAAGUGAUAAGAGCACAGAUGUUGUGUGGUUUCUCUAGACCCCCGAUGACAUCUGAUGUGGAAGAAACUAUAAACCAUAAAGCCAGGGGUCUUCUGCAUGGCCACUGCGAGAUCAAAACAGCCUAAUAACUCUACGACAAAAAGCCAAAAUAACAAUACGGCUAACCAGCGACCUUCUUCUCAGAUUAUAAAGACUGUGAUAGAAAGCCAACAAAGAAACUAAAGAAUCUAACACAGGAGGGCACUGCUCCCCUACAGGAAUGUGUCAUGGUCUAGUCCACCCUGAGAAACUGUCCAUGUGGAUUAACGGGUUACAUAUUGUUGGUAAUAACUUCGGCAAAAGCACUUAAGGAUACUUGUAAAAAAAAAAUGUGGGCCUUCUUGGUGCUCACUUUUGCUCUCGCUGUUAGCGCAUCAGACGGCAACAACGACACGGAGGUUGAAGAGAAGCUUGAUAUUGCCAGAGGAAAACUGCUGGCUCCCAGUGUGGUCGGAUGAGGCAUAAAGAAAAUGCCCGAGCUCCAUCAUUUUCUAAUGGAGCGCUGGGCUUUAUACCACAACUUGGAAUACGAUUCAUCGGAGGAGAAGAAUCCCCGUCUGAUAUUCUAUAAUGAAAAGGACGAGGUGGUAAAGACUGUUCCCGUGGAGAAAAUGAAGGCAGAGGAGAUCAGCAGCCUGUUGGACUCAUUGGGUUUCUACAAGAGGUCCCAGAAAGGGGAAGAGGUGCCAGAGGAGUUCCAGCACUUCCCCCUGCGCCCCCCCAGGGACGAGUUGUGAUGACACCUUGUGGCCGAACUCUGCCGCUGCACCCGCGGUCACAUUAAUGACGAGUGGGGCCCCAAGGCCAAAACGAUAGGCCAGGCACCAUUCUGAGGACUUGCUGGCUGGGUGCAGCGUGCAGUGUGUUAUUCAAUGUCACUCUUUUUAUAUGCUUUACAAAUUAAAAAGAAGGCUGUAAAAGACCUCGAUGAGUGGAUUGAUGCUUUUAAUGAGCCUGGUGUUUCCAUACUAUCAACCUUGAAUGGUAUUAAAACAGCACAGAGUAUUUAACACACUGAAAACAUAAAUAUGAGGUUAGGGAUAAGAAGAUGAUAUUUGUUGUGUAAAAUUAGAGUUUUCCUUUCCUUUUUUAAUAAACUGUAUUAUUCUAUUUUUUUUAUAUUAUAUUUCUGUAAAGCUUAAUUGGGACAGUCCAGCCCAACAUUUGAAAAUGUU